Messenger RNA from Schistocerca cancellata (South American locust), 1513 nucleotides. RefSeq names its product speckle-type POZ protein-like. The coding region runs from base 277 to 1410 and encodes 377 amino acids. The transcript is spliced from 3 exons. Lineage: Eukaryota; Metazoa; Arthropoda; Insecta; Orthoptera; Acrididae. Gene Ontology annotation, cellular component: nucleus; cytoplasm. Gene Ontology annotation, biological process: regulation of proteolysis; proteasome-mediated ubiquitin-dependent protein catabolic process. The record is from RefSeq and is a predicted model, not a curated record. Gene Ontology annotation, molecular function: ubiquitin protein ligase binding.
GGUAACACAAGUCGCUCCCGCUAAAAUUACUCUUCCGGCACGCUCGACCGUCCUCUGUUCCCGGAUCCAAGUGGCUGUGCAUAUCGCGUCUGUUUCUCUUUAAGGAAAUGCUUUGUUCGUUCUUCACUGGAAUCGUAGUUCACUCCACAGCGUGAGGGGCAUUUAGAUUCAUCAGUUGGCUGUCCUGCGCUAUCCCCACCGAAGUCCCCACAGCGUCUGAAGCCGAAGGCGUCCGCAGGCGCAGUUACUUCUCAAGGGCAAACGCGCGAAACUGCGAUGGAAAAGAACAGAAGAUGGACCCUGUCGGCCGACCUGGGGGCGCUGCUGUCGUCCGGAAAAGCUGCUGACAUCACCAUCAUGGCGGACGGCGUCUGGCUGCCGGCGCACAGAGCAGUGUUGGCGGCGCGCAGCCCUGUCUUCGCCGCCAUGUUCCGCCACGAUGUGCUGGAAGCUUCUGAGGGCAGUGUGAACAUUGCAGACAUCAACCAGGAGGUGCUGCAGCAGCUGCUGCAGUUCAUGUACACUGACGAAGCGCCUCUGCUGGAAUGCGUCGCACCGGAGCUGCUCGCGGCAGCGGACAAGUAUGGUGUGACCAGACUGAAGCAACAGUGUGAGCAACAGGUCAUUAUGGACCUGUGUGUGGAAAAUGCUGCAGCCAGCGCCGUCCUUGCAAUGGUCUACUCGUGUGCGAAGCUGAAGGCGGCAGCUAUCAGCUUCAUCAAUUCCCACUACCAAGAAGUUAUGGCUACAGAUGGUUGGGCUAGUGCCAUGAGGGAACACACGGAAGACACUGUGGAGAUCUGCCGUCUGCUGAGGGAUGCAACACGCCUUGAGUCAGAAAGCAAGAAUGAAACACCAGAAAAGACGGAAGAGGGUAGGGGUGACCUGGCAGGCGACCUGGUGGCACUGCUGGAGUCUGCUGACAGCAGUGACGUGACACUCAUGGUUGGCGGGGUGUCACUGGUGGCCCAUAGGGCAGUGCUGGCAGCACGCAGCCCUGUCUUGGCUGAGAAGCUCAAAGACACCCCGAAUGGUACCCUGCAGAUGGAUGGAGCACCACAUAAGGAGCUGGGCGAAGCCCUCCUCUACAUGUACAGUGAUCAACUGCCAUAUCCAGAAAGCGUCAGUGACAAUCUCCUAGUGCUGGCCGACAACUAUGAGCUUUGUGUUCUAAAGAAAUACUGUGAAGAGCAGUUGGCAGACCAAAUCUCUGUUAACAACGCAGUGUCCCUGGUUGUGGUCGCAACAAAACACUCCUGCGCCGCGCUCAAGGCAGCUUGUGUUGAUUUCAUCAGGAAGCAAAUCUUCGAUGUGAUGGACACGGCUGGUUGGGAAAUGGCAUUACGCAAUGAUCUGGAGAUCAUGGUGGAGAUAUGCAAAUGUUUGGCUUCAGCACAAAGGUACAGGUAGUUUUGUUUGUGUGGAUAAUACUGUAACUAUCUCUAAAUUUUUGUAUUUAUACACAAGGAUUGGUCAAAAUAACGUAUUAACUUCUGCAAAAAUCGAAACACAU